AUGGCUAUAACAGAUUCGUCAGAUACGCCGAUCCAGAAUAUUUCGAAUGACGACAAAGCAAUAACACCUUGUGCCCAGAGAACGUUAGAAGAGCCGUAUUCGAUCUUCACAACUGGCGAGAAGAGAUGGAUUAGCUAUGUUGCUUCCUUCGGGGCCAUGUUCUCCACCUUGAGCAGUUACAUCUACUUUCCAGCUUUAGUCCCUAUGGCCAUUAAUCUUAACGUCUCCGUUGCGCUCAUCAAUCUCACCGUCACCUCAUACCUGAUCAUAGCGGGUAUCGCACCAGCCUUCAUGGGCGACAUCGCCGAUCAAGGCGGUCGGAGGCCCGCAUACAUCCUCAUGUUCACUCUCGUCGUUGCGUCAAAUAUUGGAUUGGCGCUGCAGAAUUCGUACCCUGCUCUACUCAUCUUACGUAUGGUACAAAGCGCUGGAGCAUCUGGUUCAUACGGCGCAGCAUAUGGGAUUGUUGCAGACAUAACAACGGUCGCUGAGCGCGGCUCCUACGUAGGGUCUAUGCUCGUUUUUACCAACGCUGCUCCAAGUUUUGGUCCGGUCAUCGCCGGGCUACUCACGGAGAAGCUCAAUUGGAGAUGGAUAUUCUGGUUUCUGGUCAUAUUGACUGGCACUUACCUGCUCAUCAUCAUCAUUAUACUUCCGGAGACACAACGUCGAAUCGUAGGGAAUGGAAGUUUGAAUGCCCACAGAAUUCAUAGAAGUCUGUUUGACUCUCUCACCCGGGACCGAAAGAUCGACUCGGUGGGGCAAGAUCAAGGACUGCAGGACGGCAAGCGGCGAUACCACAUCCCCAACCCUUUCAACUGCAUUGCGAUGUUGUUUUCCAAAGGCAACUUCAGCGUUAUCCUGAUUGGUUCUAUAACCUAUGCUGUCAAGAUGACAUUGCAAAGCUCACUGUCAGCUCAGUGCAUUGAUGUCUACAGGUUGAAUUAUCUAGAAGCAGGACUCAUUUACCUACCUUCAGGGGUAGGAGGUGCUAUAGCGUCAUAUACGACAGGUAAACUUCUAGACAAGAACAUCCAGAGGGUAUCCGUCAGGCAAGGAAGACACAGCCGAUAUCGUCGAGGUGAUGACAUAUCGGACUUUCCAAUCGAAGAGGCACGGCUUGCCGGGAUCUACAUGCUAGUUGCUCUAAGCUCAGUUACCACCGCAGGCUACGGAGUGAGUCUCAUGCAAGAAUCGAUUUGCGGCACCCUUCUGACGGAUUUGAACCCCAAAGCAUCAGCAACAGUUCAGGCGUCGUACAAUCUUGUACGUUGCAUUGGAGCGGGCGCUGCCAUCGCGGCUCAGCAACCCUUGACAAACGCCACGGGCUUGGGCUGGAGCUUUGGCAUAUUUUCACUAAUCAUGUUGUUCGCAGCCCCGUUGGCCAUGUUGCUCAAGAAAAAUGGUCUCGAAUGGAGGGUAUCAACAAAAACCUGA
Molecule: messenger RNA, 1437 nt
Organism: Colletotrichum scovillei
Lineage: Eukaryota; Fungi; Ascomycota; Sordariomycetes; Glomerellales; Glomerellaceae
Exons: 5
Coding region: 1-1437 (478 amino acids)
Biological process (GO): transmembrane transport
Molecular function (GO): transmembrane transporter activity
Source: RefSeq, a predicted model, not a curated record